Messenger RNA from Epinephelus lanceolatus (giant grouper), 4508 nucleotides. NCBI's taxonomy places the organism in Eukaryota, Metazoa, Chordata, Actinopteri, Perciformes, Serranidae. The record is from RefSeq and is a predicted model, not a curated record.
GGGAUUUUCCAGCCAUGACGUCCCAAGUUUUCCAACAACCCUGUCACUUCGACAUCAUGGCGUAGCGAUGUGGACGGUCGGGGGUAACACUGGUGGGUACGGAGAAGUUCAGAAACCGACCGCUGUGGAGUUUUUGUAAACAAUAGAGGAAACAAACUAACGGAAAUCCCGAAUUCUUUUCGAGCAGAGUUUCGGUUCAUCAGUGAGUGAAGAUGAUGGCUGAUGCCAGCGACAUGUUGGCAGCUGCCCUGGAGCAGAUGGACGGCAUUAUAGCAGGCUCCAAGGCUCUGGACUACUCCAAUGGGCUGUAUGACUGCCAGUCACCCACCUCUCCUUUCAUGGGCAGCCUGCGGGCGCUUAACCUUUUGGAAGACCUGAGGAGUGUCCUGGAGAUGAUGGACACAGAGGAAAGGGAGAGUCUACGCUGCCAGAUCCCUGACUCCACAGCUGACAGUCUGGUCGAGUGGCUUCAUGGUCACCUGUCCAAUGGGCACCUCUCUCUGAGUGGGGGUGACCACUACCAGGAAAGGCUAACCCGAAUAGAGAGUGAUAAGGAAUCUCUGGUUCUUCAGGUGAGUGUGCUGACAGACCAGGUGGAGGCUCAGGGAGAGAAGAUUCGAGACCUGGACUUGUGUUUGGACGAGCACAGGGAGAAACUCAACGCCACUGAGGAGAUGCUGCAACAGGAGCUUCUGUGCAGAAGUGCACUGGAGUCGCAGAAGCUUGAGCUGAUAUCCGAAGUGAACAACCUAAAGCUGAAGCUGAAUACCAUGGACAAGGACAGACUUGACUUUGAUGACAGAUUUAGGGACAGUGAGGAUUUGAUUCUUGAAAUUAAUGAACUGCGGUACAGAUUGACAGAGCUGGAGAGUGAAAAAGUACAGUAUGAAAAGAAACUUAAAUCCACAAAGUCGCUAAUGGCUAAGCUUUCUAGCCUGAAAAUCAAAAUGGGCCAGAUGCAGUAUGAGAAACAGAGGAAGGAGCACAAACUCCAGGCUAUGAAGGAGGAGCUAGCCAUACUGAGGAGGCAGCUGGAGGGCUCAGACGGAGAGAUGAGGAGGCUACAGGAUGAGACAGGCUUCAAAGCCAUGGCCUCGAGCAGCUCAGAUCCCACAGAGAGAGGUGGGAAAGCCGGUGGAAUCACAUGCCUUAUCUCUCAUCCAGAUGAAACUCUUAGAAAGAGGCUGAAAGAAAAACAUGUGGAAGUGCAGAGAAUGAAAAAGGCAGUUGAGUCGUUGAUGGCAGCCAAUGAAGAGAAGGAUCGUAAGAUUGAGGAACUGAAACAGUCGCUGCUGCGAUAUAAGAAAGUUCAAGACAUGGUUAUGUCAGUGCAAGGGAAGAAAGAAAAAAGCAAAGACAACGAGCAUGUCGAGAGUCCUAGUGAUGGAUCCAUCGCAUUCAUGUCAACCUACCCUGUGUCUGUGGAGUCAGAAAAGUAUGAAGUUACAGAUGUUGAGCAAAUGAAAAGGAGGAGCCCAGAUGAGCUGGAGAACCUCAAUGGACUGAGUGAAGAGCCCUCACCAACACCGAGCCCUUCAGACCCAGAACGAGUGUCAAAGUCUGCACCAACAGACGAAGAAAGCAGCCAAGAUGCCACAAAGACUGGCAGCCAGGACCAGCUGGAUAAGAGCAAUAAUGAAAAGAAUACAAGUGAAGAGAUCAAUAAAAUCAGUGAAAAGCCGCCCAUGGGUCCCUCUGCCACUUUGCCUGCUACCGUAGAGGACGACAGCUUUGGCUCAAGAAAGGCUCGUUCAUCCUUUGGAAAGGGCUUCUUCAAGAUCCGUGGGGGCAAGAAGACAAACAGUACUCCUAACCUUGACCGCAGCCGGAGUGCGAGCGCGCCUAUGCUAGCUGAAACAGAGCGACAGGGCACUGACCAUCUGGAUCUGGCCGGGCUGCCACAGAGAUCAACCAACAGCGACAGUACCCACACACUCCCCACGACCCCGGAGGGCAGGAAAAAAUCCAAAGGAAUAAAGAAACUCUUUGGGAAGUUAAAAAGGAGUCAGUCUACCACCUUUAACCUGGAUGACAACCUACCAGAGGGUGAGUUCAAGAGGGGUGGAGUGCGAGCCACAGCAGGACCCAGACUGGGUUGGUCUCGUGACCUCCAAAGAGCCAACAAUGAUGUUGAUGCUCCCUUUGCACGCUGGUCAAAGGACCAGGUGUGUGACUGGCUGCAGGGGCAGGGUCUCGGCCUUUAUGUGAACAUGGCCCGUGUGUGGAUCUCCUCUGGACAAACGCUGCUACAGGCCUCCCAACAGGACCUGGAGAGGGAGCUGGGCAUCAAACACCCGCUGCACAGAAAGAAGCUGCAGUUGGCCCUGCAGGCCCUCGGCUCAGAGGAGGAGGAUAAUAAGGGAAAGCUGGACUACAACUGGGUGACGAGAUGGCUGGAUGACAUCGGUCUGCCUCAGUAUAAGACCCAGUUUGAUGAGGGGAGGGUAGAUGGUCGCAUGCUGCACUACAUGACAGUGGAUGACCUGCUUUCUCUGAAAGUAGGGAGUGUCCUGCAUCACCUCAGUAUCAAGAGAGCUAUCCAAGUGCUCCGACUUAAUAACUACGAGCCCAACUGCUUGCGUCGUAGGCCAUCUGAUGAGAACAAUAUUUCUCCAGCAGAGAUUUCCCAGUGGACAAACCAUCGGGUUAUGGAGUGGCUGCGGUCUGUGGACCUCGCUGAAUAUGCUCCCAAUCUGAGAGGCAGCGGUGUGCACGGAGGCCUGAUGGUUUUGGAGCCACGGUUCAAUGUUGAGACCAUGGCUUUGCUGCUGAACAUCCCCCCCAACAAGACACUGCUGCGCCGUCACCUCGCCACACAUUUCAACCUGCUCAUUGGCUCAGAGGCCCAGCAGCUCAAACAGGAGUGUCUUGAAAACCCAGACUACACUCUGCUUACUGCCACUACUAAAGUCAAGCCAAGGAAACUGUCGUUUGGUAACUUUGGCAGUCUGAGGAAGAAAAAGCAUGAAGACAACGAGGAGUACGUGUGUCCGAUGGAUGUGGAGAUGCCAAAGGGACGAAGCUUUCAGAAAGGUUUCGAGCUCCAAAUCUAUGAGGACGACCUCGACAGGCUGGAACAGAUGGAGGACUCUGAGGGAACUGUGAGACAGAUUGGAGCGUUCUCUGAGGGGAUUCAAAACCUGACGAGCAUGCUAAAGGAUGAUGAAUUCUUCAAAGAGGCUUCAAAUUCACCGAACCCCAGCGUAACAGACGAGGACUCCAAUGCAUGAGACUGCCAGCGCCACGAGACCUGGUCCUGCUGUGAUUGAAACUCUGUGCCAAUCCUCUCCACUCGCACACAGACUUGUCUCAACAAACUCCCCAAAUGCUCCCACAUUUCUUUUUUUAGUGUUACGUUCAAAGAUGAGCCAAAAGUAUUAGUGUCUUUGUUUUUUCAGUUUUAAACGACGGUGUUGUGAAAGCCUGCAGUCCAGUCGCCACUAUCACUCCUGAACUUUGUCUCCAUCACUGUCGUCUGAUGACAGUGGGAACAUGUAGGGCAACACCACUGCUCGCCUGCCAGCUGGUUUCUGGAGAUAUUUUGUACUCAGUUGUGUUUUGGCACAUUUCUAUUUUUGAUAGAACAGAAGUGUCAACCAGCAGGAAAAAGACAUCUAAAAUAAGCCAAUAUAGAUUUUAAUAUAUGUCUUUUACGUUGCCUUCUGACUGUAGAAAUGUUGAAAAAAAGAAGUGAUAUGCUGAGAAGAUUUUUCCCUCUUUUUUUUUGGGUGUAAAUUGAUAACUCCGAAACAGCUGCUAUGUUUUCUACAGAACUAAACCCUGCUACUUACAUGGGAACUGUCAUAUUUUAUCCUACGCUGAACAUUUUACAGGUUUUUGCUCAACAGUAAUACUCUACAUGUAUUUGCACCAGUACAUAUCAUACAGUACAAACCCUAAUAGGUAUCAUUGCAUGGUAUUGGAAUUCAACACAUUUAUAUAAGAGCUUUUUGUUUAUUUUAUUUUUUACCAUAAAUUGAUUUUUGAUGGACCCCUGUUGGCUGACACAGGUAUUUUUGGAAAGGUUUGUGAGAUAAUGACGGGUUUUUUCAAAAAUAAUAGUGAUGCAACCCUCGACCAUAAAGGAGAAGUUAAACCUUUUUUUUUUUUUUGUUGUUUUUUACGUUUAUCCAUUUUUAAGAUCAAUAAAGUAAUUUAAAUCAGUUUGGGUUUUCAUCAGACGUCUUUAACAUAGAGGACGAGUGAGAUGAUGAAAUGAUGAAAAACUGUCCUAAAGACAUGGCUGUUUAAAGAGUCUAAUGUGAAUUAUUUCCUACAGAUAGAGGCAAUAAAUUGAAAGCAUAUCACCUGCACUCCUCUGUAUUGAUAUUAUAGCUCAACUUUGAUUGUGCUUACUGUUUGGAGAAAUAUAAACUGAGCAACCUGCAAGACAAGUGUACUUAAGAGACGAGGGAGGACACCACAGCAAACAGCUCACAGGUAACUACACUGUAAUUGAGAUUUCAGAUUUCAAAACUACAUCAGAUGACUAAAACUUUUCGAAACUA